Molecule: messenger RNA, 1287 nt
Organism: Oppiella nova
Lineage: Eukaryota; Metazoa; Arthropoda; Arachnida; Sarcoptiformes; Oppiidae
Source: the annotation of a GenBank genome assembly
AUGCUCAGGGGCGGCGUUUUGGUGCGCCUCUACUACCCGGCCGCCAACCAGUCGAAGACUCCUGAGGAGCAGCACCUGUAUUGGCCCAAUUGGCUGCCGCAGGAGGCCUACGGGCGCGGGUACGCCGAGGUGGCCACCAUUAAAUGGGAACCACUGUUCCGGUUCUUGCAGCGCAUGAAUGGCAACACAUUCAUACCGGCCAUACCUAACGCCAAGCCCUACAGGGAAAAGGAGGGCAAACCCUUCCCCACCAUAAUCUUCUCGCACGGUUUGGGCGGCUGUCGGACACUGUAUUCGGCGAUAUGUCUGGAGAUGGCGUCCCACGGGUUCAUUGUGGCGGCUGUGGAGCACAGGGACAACACGGCGUGUCUGUCCUUUUACGCCAAACAGAUCCGUUACUCCAUGAAAGAGUCGAAUCCAAACUUCUUCAGCGAAGUGGACGGCCUUACGGAAGACGAGCCCGACUUUGGCGAUGAGAUCGAUGACCCCAAUUACAUACCGCCCAAAGCGUUGGCAGCCGUGGUGUCCGUCCCGCACAUCGCCAUGGAGUGGGUUCGCUAUCGACACGUCCCGCUCGAGAAGACAAACCGCAAGAUCUAUACAUUCCGUAACAAACAGAUCCACCACAGGGUUAGGGAGUGUUCGCGCGCUCUGGACCUACUGGAAGCGCUUCAGGCGGGCUAUGAGUUGAACAACAUUCUGGACCCACUGUUCGACAUAACAGAGUUCGAGGGCCUCAUCGAUCUGGAGAAGGCCGUCAUAAUGGGCCACUCGAUGGGCGGCGCCACAGCCAUCAUGUCGGCCGGCGCUGAGUUGCGCUUCAAAGUGGCCGUCUGUUUGGACGCCUGGAUGUAUCCCAUCAAAGACGAACUCUUCGAUUUGGUCACUCAACCCAUUCUCUUCAUCAAUACCGCCAAUUGUGUCGAAAUGGAAGCCAAUUUGGAGAAAAUGAAGGAAUUGAUGGCAACCCCCGAGUCGUUGGUUGCCGACGAGGCCAACGAUCCCAACGCCAGCCCCGAAGAGAUGCGCAAAGCGGUCACCAUCAAAGGGUCGGCCCAUUUCAAUCAAACGGACGCCCCGUUUGUGUUCAAUUGGGUUACAAAGCUAUUUAUGUCCCGUUUUAAGACCCGGUCUAAGAGGGAUCGGUUCACAGUCCACGACUUGACCAACAAUUUGGCGCUUCAGUUCAUUAGUCAACAUUUGGACAUAACCAUUGAUGAAGACGUGGAGAGAUAUCUAAGCGAACAAAAGAAGAAGAUUAAGCCCUCAUUCAAAAAGUAACAAAAC